Messenger RNA from Ambispora gerdemannii, 774 nucleotides. The record is from the annotation of a GenBank genome assembly. NCBI's taxonomy places the organism in Eukaryota, Fungi, Glomeromycota, Glomeromycetes, Archaeosporales, Ambisporaceae.
AUGUCUGAAUUUCGAAAUUUAGUACAGAAAUUCUCAUACCAUCAAAACCUAAAACUGGAUGAUGAUAAAGACAACAUUGAACACCAAGGCAAACAAACCGGUCGAAAUACCGUCAACAUGACUACAAAAGCCUCUGCUGCCACCACUUUAAUAAAGAGAUCAAGUUCUCAUAGCACAAAAACGCUACAAUCACAACAAAUUAUAAAUAACCCAUAUCCAACAUUAAAAUCGUCAUGGAAAGCGAAAAAAAGUCGAAAUAAGGACGACGAUGACGAAUUUAUAAAAUCGUUGCCUCCUCUGUCUGAUGUUAUUGCAUAUAAUUUGGAUGGAAUAGUUAGUGCAAAAGCUGGUCAUCAUUUUGCUAACAAGGGCAAUAGUUUUUAUCCGUGUCUGGUUCAAAGCGGACUAACAUAUGGCAAAAAAGUGACUUUUGAAGAUGACAUUGCUUUUCCGCGUACUUUCAAUUACGGAAUAACAAAUUUGGUAAAUCGCGUGACGCGUGGUUCAAAUGAUUUGAAUCAACAAGAACUACGACAAGGAAUCCCAAUUAUGUUAGAAAAAGUCAAGAAAUAUCAUCCUAAAAUUUUGUGUUUUAUUGGAAAAUGUGUCUUUGAUGUGUUCAUGCAAUACAAUAAUUUAGAUCCAAAUGUGAAAAAGUAUGGCCUACAGUCGAUCAGAAUUCCUUGUGGUCGAGUUGUUAUAAAACCUGAAGAGAGACUGGAAUUGUUUAAAGAGUUGAGACGAAUUUUAGAUGAAUUAAAAAUCAAUAAAUGA